Messenger RNA from Dicrocoelium dendriticum, 318 nucleotides. Lineage: Eukaryota; Metazoa; Platyhelminthes; Trematoda; Plagiorchiida; Dicrocoeliidae. The record is from the annotation of a GenBank genome assembly.
AUGAUGGCAAUUAGUCUUCCCUAUGCACAAGAGGGGGGGGGGGGGGGGGGGGGGGGGGCUACACGACAACAACCCCACCUCUUGCCCGGCACCCCAAGGAGGGAUCAUAGGGGUUUCACCACUUCUCACAUGGACCUAGUUAAAAAAGGGGGGGGGGGGGGGGGGGGGGGGGGGGGGGGGGGGGUGGGGGGGGGGGGGGGGGGGAAUCAAUCCCCCACACACCAAAUGAGAGAACACCACAUCCGAACGAAAAACUGUGAAAGGGUGGGGGGGGAAAAGAAAUAUAUAAACAAACAGAUCCGAGAAAAAAGAAGGUGA